Molecule: messenger RNA, 738 nt
Organism: Mesocestoides corti
Lineage: Eukaryota; Metazoa; Platyhelminthes; Cestoda; Cyclophyllidea; Mesocestoididae
Source: the annotation of a GenBank genome assembly
AUGUUGCCAUUUCACUCUGCUCGGAAUCGUGAUGAGGUUUGCGCCGAGGCCGAGCAAAAGGGGUGUCACCUCAAUACCGCAGUUCUGCAAUGCAGCUGCGAAGUUAGCUUCCAUGACCGUUGGUGCACCGAUACCGCAGUGAAUGCACCUCGCCGAACGACCUACUCGUCCACGCAGCUGACAUCGAUUGAAGUUAGAAUCGAUUACAUGACUGAGACAAGAGUGAAGAAUCUGGGUGCCAGGACCAACGCAGUGACCACUCAGUGCACCUUCUCUGUGAACGUGCUCAACCAGCCCAUCUACAAUUACCUUUGCUGGUGGAUUCUUUUUGAUGUUAGGUCCACAUUCAUCCGUCUCAGCACCUGGCUAAUGCUCACACUGUCGCGCGACUCAUGUUCAAGGUGCAUCAAGCAUUGUCAGGGCGUUUCACUCGAACGUUUUCGCUUCUUCGCUUCCGAAUUCCUUCGCCACGACGGCGAGUUCCUGGUGCGCAUGCCCGCCAACAAGUGCGAAUGCUUUAUUGCCACAGAGGUGUUUAAUGUGCUGCGGCAGCGUCGCCACGAUGCUGAAGACGUUGUUUGUGGGUGCGUCGAACAGCAACUCUGGUCCGUCCACAUGACCAAGCGCCUCAGCCACGCCAAUGAUGAGACGCGAUGUGGCCUCAAGGCUCGUGAAUCCACGGUUCGUGCCAAACGAGCCUUGAGCAUGACAUCCGAGCCGGUGCUAGGGGUGAUCUAG